AGGUCUCUGGUCUGCUCCUCUAACUUCCCUAUUUUAGAUCCCUUCUCUGUUUCGUUCCUUCACUAUCUAAAGUACCCAAAACACCAAAAUUAAAGCUAACAAAUUCCUUUACAAUGGCGGACGAAGCCAAAGCUAAAGGCAACGCCGCCUUUUCUUCCGGCGAUUUCAACACCGCAAUCAAACACUUCACUGAAGCUAUAAACCUUUCUCCGACCAACCACGUCCUUUACUCUAAUCGAUCCGCCGCUUACGCUUCUCUCCUCCAAUAUGAUGCCGCGUUAUCUGAUGCGAAAAAGACCGUCGACCUUAAACCGGACUGGUCGAAAGGUUACAGCAGGCUCGGCGCGGCUCACCUCGGUUUACACCAAUACCAGGACGCCAUUUCGGCCUAUAAAAAGGGUCUCGAGAUUGAUCCUAAUAAUGAAGCCUUGAAGUCCGGCUUGGCUGAUGCUCAAUCGGCGGCGACGGCUUCGGCUUCGGCUUCGGCUUCGGCUUCCCGGUCUAGGGCAGCGUCAUCGCCUAGUCCUUUUGGUGACGCUUUUCAGGGCCCGGAGAUGUGGGCGAAGUUGACGGCGGAUCCGACGACUAGGGUUUAUUUACAGCAGCCGGAUUUUGUUAAGGCGAUGCAGGAGAUUCAGAGAAAUCCUAGCAAAUUGAACGAGUAUUUGAAAGAUCAGAGAGUUAUGCAAGCUUUGGGGGUUUUGUUGAAUGUUAAGUUUAAGGCACAUGGAGCUGGGGAUGACAUGGAGGUUUCGGAGGCUGAUUCACCACCACCUCCGCCGCCUUCACAACCGGCUAAGGAGGAGGUGAAGAAGCCAGAGCCUGAACCUGAACCAGAACCGAUGGAAAUUACGGAAGAGAAGGAAAAGAAGGAGAAAAAGGAGAAAGCUUUAAAGGAGAAGGAGGCUGGAAAUGCUGCAUAUAAGAAGAAGGAUUUCGAGACGGCUAUUCAGCAUUACACGAAAGCAAUGGAGCUUGAUGAUGAAGAUAUUUCGUUCAUCACCAAUCGGGCUGCCGUUUAUUUGGAAAUCGGCAAGUAUGAGGACUGCAUUAAAGACUGUGACAAGGCUGUUGAAAGAGGUAGAGAGCUCAGAUCAGACUUUAAAAUGAUAGCAAGAGCUUUGACCAGGAAGGGAACUGCUUUGGUGAAGAUGGCGAAAUCCUCAAAAGAUUAUGAACCAGCUAUUGAGACUUUCCAGAAAGCUCUUACAGAGCAUCGCAAUCCAGACACAUUGAAGAAACUAAAUGAUGCAGAAAAAGCAAAGAAGGAACUGGAACAACAAGAGUAUUUUGAUCCUAAGAUAGCUGAUGAGGAGCGUGAGAAAGGGAAUGAAUGUUUCAAGCAGCAGAAGCAUCCGGAGGCUGUAAAGUAUUAUACAGAAUCAUUGAGAAGGAACCCCAAUGAUCCAAAGGCGUACAGCAAUAGAGCUGCAUGCUACACUAAAUUGGGUGCAUUGCCUGAGGGAUUGAAAGAUGCUGAGAAGUGCAUUGAGCUCGAUCCAACCUUUUCUAAGGGUUACACAAGAAAGGGUGCUAUUCAGUUCUUCAUGAAGGAGUAUGACAAAGCUUUAGAAACAUACCAGGAAGGGUUGAAACAUGAUCCUAAUAACCAGGAAUUGCUUGAUGGUGUUAGAAGAUGCGUAGAACAGAUUAACAAAGCUAGUCGAGGUGAUUUGAGCCCUGAAGAAUUGAAGGAAAGACAGGCCAAGGCAAUGCAAGAUCCAGAAAUUCAAAACAUUCUCUCAGACCCAGUCAUGAGACAGGUGUUGAUUGAUUUCCAGGAGAAUCCAAAGGCAGCCCAGGAGCACACGAAGAAUCCUAUGGUGAUGAACAAGAUUCAAAAGCUGGUCACUGCUGGGAUUGUCCAGAUCAGAUAAAUGUGAAGAAAAAUUUAAGUACUUUUACUUUUUCCAGUUCAGUAAAUUUGUACUUUGCUGUGUGAAUUUGGAUGGAUUAAUUCAUAAAAACUAGUUUCAGUUGGAAA
Molecule: messenger RNA, 1984 nt
Organism: Durio zibethinus
Lineage: Eukaryota; Viridiplantae; Streptophyta; Magnoliopsida; Malvales; Malvaceae
Product: hsp70-Hsp90 organizing protein 3-like
Molecular function (GO): Hsp90 protein binding
Source: RefSeq, a predicted model, not a curated record